UGCACCUGUUGUAGUCACGUGAUCAAAAUCCCGAUCACAUGAUCUUCAAAAUGUCGGACAAAGUUUCAAAUGAUAUGAAUGAAAAAAUGUCGCAAAAUGACAAUGACAGCCUACCAUAUGCUUUCAUAGACAGUACAAUUAAAGACAAUCCGAUGCUCGGAUUUCCUGACGACUUCAUUGAGCUGAUGAGUGGAUAUUUUCGCAUGGUAACUUGGAAUGAUGUUCAGAGAGAAAAAUCAAUUUCUGAAAAGGUUGUUGCUGGAUUCGUCAGGCCUCCAACACACAAAUCUCUUCAAGACAACCUGCAUAUAUUUAAAAAUUUAAAAGUUAUUGCAAACUUUGGUGUAGGUGUGGAUCAUAUAAAGAUACCACUAUACACAGAGAAGGGUAUAAAGGUUGCAAACACACCUGAUGUACUUGCACCAUGUGUUGCGGAUAUGGGAUUGAUGCUUAUUCUUGCGACUGCACGAAAUCUCAAAACUGCUAUGGCAGAAGCCUGUGCCCCCUCCCUCCCUAACAAUAGCUUUAACGGAAAUGCCCUAGGUGUAGAUGUAUGUGAGGCUACCUUGGGAAUUAUUGGAAUGGGAAGUAUAGGAUAUAAAAUUGCCCAACGUGCUAAAGGAUUUGAUAUGAAGAUAUUGUACUACAACAGAAGUAGAAGACCUGAAGAAAUAGAAAACUCAGUUGGUGCUACAUUUGUUCCUAAACUACAUGACUUGCUCCCUCAGUGUGACUUUGUGGUUGUGAUAUGUCCCCUAAGUGCAGAGACAAAAGGGCUGAUAGGAGCAGAAGAGUUCAACCUGAUGAAACCCACUGCUACCAUUGUGAACAUUGCUAGGGGGGGUGUGAUUGAUACAGAAGCUUUAGUAGCAGCAUUAAAAGAAAAAAAGAUACGUGGAGCAGGGCUUGAUGUAACUGAUCCCGAACCUCUCCCCAGGGGCCAUGUAUUAUUUGAUUUCCCAAAUGUAAUUGUGACACCCCAUCAUGCAUCAGCGACUGUCCAAACAAGAAUGAAAAUGGCGAGGCUGAUGUUGGCAAAUGUACUGGCAUGUUUAGAAGGGAGGCCGAUGCCAACCCCUGUCAAUUAA
Molecule: messenger RNA, 1088 nt
Organism: Owenia fusiformis
Lineage: Eukaryota; Metazoa; Annelida; Polychaeta; Sabellida; Oweniidae
Source: the annotation of a GenBank genome assembly